Molecule: messenger RNA, 2305 nt
Organism: Cataglyphis hispanica
Lineage: Eukaryota; Metazoa; Arthropoda; Insecta; Hymenoptera; Formicidae
Gene: abo
Product: DET1 homolog
Exons: 7
Coding region: 358-2028 (556 amino acids)
Biological process (GO): positive regulation of proteasomal ubiquitin-dependent protein catabolic process; protein ubiquitination
Cellular component (GO): cullin-RING ubiquitin ligase complex; nucleus
Molecular function (GO): ubiquitin protein ligase binding; ubiquitin-like ligase-substrate adaptor activity
Source: RefSeq, a predicted model, not a curated record
ACUAAUUGAAGACUCAAUGCAUUAGAAUGCACGUUGACCUAACCUGUUUUAACCAUUGUUAUAACCUAUGUGUGUUCAAACUUUUAAAAGAAAUAGAGUAUAAUAAAAUUUAUAAAUGUACUGUAUAACUUAAUAAAGUUUGGAGUAUUUUGCCAUCAAAAGGGAAAAAAAACAAAAUACAAAAAGAUUUUUAUACAUGACGAGAACUGGCGAAGGAUAUCGCGAUGAGAUAACGAUAUUAACGGUAUUAACCAAGGUAAUAUGCAUGGGAUAAAAAUAGUGCGGCAAUAACAAAAUUUUGCAUGAUUACGAUGGAUGCCGUUCUCGUGCGUUAUCACGUAAUAAAUUUAUAGCGGGAUGGCGAAGAUGAAGGAAAACAGGGUUAGCUUCGUGACAGAUCCGUGUCCUAUCAAACCUCGUAAAAUCGGCCCGCAGAAUGUAGUCGUUCGUCUGAGACAGAGGGAAACGAUGGGCUGCCCUUUCCCAGGCACGCACGUACAUAGCGCUAGGCAAUUCUAUCAAAAUGUUUUUCCCAACUUUACCGUGAUGAACGUGGAGAAGCCGCCGUGUUUCCUCCGUAAGUUCAGCCCGGAUGGAAAGUACUUAGUGGCAUUUAGCGCGGAUCAAACAUCUAUCGAGGUAUAUCAAUAUUGUGGGGCUUCGGCGGCCGCAGACUUGUUGGCUGAUUGCGAAGGCGAAUAUAUCGGCAACAAGAACGACGACUGUAGCUUUCACAUACGAAGUAAUAUCUUCGCGCGAUUUUUCAAGGUAAAAUGGAUUAUAAAUGUAGUACAAAGCAACGAGCAAUUGAACAGAGAAUGCAGUCUUUUCACAGACGACGCGCGUUAUGUAAUUGUGGGUUCAGCCGCUCAUAUUCCUGAAGAAUUGAGGCCACACUUUUAUCAGAUUUACUCCAAUAAUGAGGCAUUGACUCCGAAUCCUCGAUCUCCGCUUGAAGAUUAUAGCUUGCACCUUGUCGAUUUACGUGGUGGAAAGUUAUGUGAUACUAGACAUUUUAAAGUUGACAAAAUUUAUUUAUCGCAUAAUCAAGGUCUUUAUUUAUACAAAGAUAUAUUAGCAGUUUUAUCGGUACAGCAUCAAACUAUACAUAUCUUUCAAAUUUUGGAUGGCAUGUUUAUAAAUGUCAGAACAAUAGGAAGGUUUUGUAUGGAAGAUGAUGCAUAUUUAGUUACGAGCGCUUUUCCUGGAAUCAAUUGCAGACCAUUUAAAGACAUUGCAAUAAAUAGUCUUAAGCAUAGGUUAUUAGUAUAUUUGUACAAACGAGCGAAAUAUAUAAGCAAUGCAACAAAGGAUCCAUAUGAAUUGAGAAGAUUUUAUCAAUAUUUUGACCAAUUAAAUUCACUACGUAUGUGGAAAAUGCAGUUGUUGGAUACAAAUCAUAUCUUAGUGAGAUAUGCGAGCGAAGAGGUAGCGACCUUGCAAGCAAACGAACCAAAUGCACAGCCUGCAUUGUUGGUGGUUUAUAAUAUGGUUACAGCAAAGAUUUUGGCGGCGUAUGACAAUGCAUCGACUCAAUUAUUAACCUUAUUUGAAAACUUUAGCGAUUUUUUUAGAAAUGCUAGAAUGAGCACGGAUUGUCAAUAUAUGUGUUCGCCAUCUAAUAACAUAUAUGCCAGAUUGUUACAGCAAAGAUUCAAACAAACGAUAAUAAGCGCUAGAUACGGUGGCAUUACCGAAGCCACAAAAAGAUUACUCGCUCAAUUACCAAUAUGCGCUCAGUCCUAUUCCAGUUCUCCGUACCUCGACUUAUCAUUGUUUUGCUACGACGAUAAAUGGGUGUCAAUGAUGGAACGCCCUAAAGCAUGUGGAGAACAUCCGAUACGCUUUUAUGCACGCGAUUCGGGUCUCUUAAAAUUUAGAAUGUACGCCGGUAUGUUGGGACGAACAACACCAACAGCUGCAAGACGAUUGGUCGCAUUCACAUUCCAUCCGACAGAUCCGUUCGCAAUUUCGGUCCAACGUACCAAUGCAGAAUAUAUCGUCAGUUUUCACGUUAGGCACGUUUGAAGCAUUUUUUUUCUUUGACAUAUAUAUAUCUUGAUGUAAUGUCAAUGGAAUUUCUCUAAAAUUUGAGAGAGAAAGAGAAAGGGAAAGAUUGCUAUUGCUAAAGUACAAAACGGAUCUUAUAUUUCAAAUAAAAAUAUGAUCACAAAGUGAUCGAAAAGUUGUAUUGGAUUCAAAGACUUCGUUAUUUACUGCUAGCAAAUGUAAGUUGUAUAAUGCAACGUAUGAUUUAAUAUACUUUUAAUACAAUUGGAAAUCGAGAAUUUGAAACUAUAAAAUA